Paramecium pentaurelia is the source of this 1351-nucleotide messenger RNA. NCBI's taxonomy places the organism in Eukaryota, Ciliophora, Oligohymenophorea, Peniculida, Parameciidae. The record is from the annotation of a GenBank genome assembly.
AUGGGUAAUCUAUCUACAUCAAAGGAGAAUCCUUAAUCUCUUAAAUAGAUAACAAGAACUUCGAAUUCAAGGAUUUCAAUAAGAGAUAAAUUGUUAAAAGAUAAUAAUGCUUUUAUGAAUUCAUGCACUGAAGCUUAUUUCAAUAAAUUCCAUAAGGUAAUGAAAAUAAUCAAAUAUUUAGAAAAUAGUAGAAAAUGACAUUAAAGAAUUGUGUAAAAAUUUGAAUUAGAAAAAGCUGUUUAUAAAUAAUAAUGGAAAGUAUCCAGAUGAUGCUGAAUAAUAAAUAAUUUAUAAGUAGAUUUCUAAUGAUAUGUAACAUAAGGGGAAGCAUCUCUAUAAUUAGCUUAUAUUACAUUAUAGUUAAUUUCUAAAUGAACUCUUUGAAUUUCAUGAAUAAUUACCAAUUAAAUCUAUUUCCUCAUAUAAUUAUGGAGAUGUAAAAACCAGUACAUAGCUUGUUAGAAAUAUUAGUUUCAAAAGAAGCUUCUCUGAGAAAAUUAAAGUUGAACAACCAUCAUUUUCAGAUAAAAAUCAUAUAAAACAAUCAAUUCAAAAUUAAAAUAUUGUUAAUCAAUUUCUUGAGAAUAAACAAUUGGCAUUCUUAUUUUUAGAAUAACUAAGUUGCAUUUUUAAACUUUGUUAAACUAUUAUUGAAUAUACAUAUGGAUCUUGUAUUUCCUCAAUAUUUGGUGAUGAUAUAGAUACUUUUACAGAUCGUUAAUUAUUAAUUACAAAGAUUUAUUAAAAAGAUAUUUUUAAAUUUAUUCCUUAACUAUCAAUAUUAUUAUCAAAUGCUUUACCAAUAGUUUAUAAUAAUAGAUCUGCCCUAAUUACCUAUGAUUUUAAGAUUGAAUAAAUGAAUGAAACUAAUAUGAGUGAAGAUUUCUAAGAUUCACAAGAAUAAACAAUAGAUGAGUAAUCAACAUCAUAUGAAAUAUAUUAGAAAACAUAGCCUUAUUUAAAAACCUUUAAUAUAAUAGAUAAUAUUAUUAAUUGUAAAAUGCCUUGGUUAAAAUUUAAAUUGAUAGGAAAAUUAGAGAAUAUGAUUGUGGAUAUGUUUUUAUCAUCUAGAUCAAAGAAUUAAGUUUCAAAUUUUAAAUAUAUCAUUCAAUCUGAAGAUUCUAAAAUUGAAGUGUUAAGAUGUAUAUUACAAAAAUAUAUGUGUUCAAGUGAAAAUUAAAAUUUAUUAUUAUGCUAUUAGUAUUUAAGAUGGAUGUAAGAAUAUGAUUCAGUUAUUCAUUAGAAAUUAAAAACCUUUACAUGUCCUUAUUUUGUUCGAUUUUUAUCAUUAUAUGAGGUAGCAUAUAAUUACUAUCAACGAAAAUAAGCUAUGCUUUUAUUUAAUUAAUGA